GCUGCGAGCGUAGUACCCGCCAAAAGUUGUCGAGAAUGCUGUGAAAAUUAUCGCGCUCUGUGAAUUUAAAUGUGUUCCUUGACUUUUAAAAAAUGUGUUCGGUGAAAUAUAAAUGCCAAAGGCACAGUUCUAGUGUUCUAGUGAUUCUAUUUUUGGGAUUUAUCUCAAUAAGUUUUGGACAAGACAUAAAAUGUGGUCACCCUCCAGUUCCGUUAAACUCAAGGGUAACGUUAAGUUCCCCAAAAUUAGGGCCAGGUACCGUAGCAACAUAUCAAUGCGACGAAGGAUACGAAACCUUCGGUGAAACUAAAACCACCUGUGCCACUUCCGGUCGGUGGACUGGAGAACCACCAUUUUGUGGAAUCAAUGUGGCCUAUCGACGUCCGUCCAACCAAUCAACCACAGUUAAAGGAGGAUCAGCACUGAAUGCCAACGAUGGAGACAAAAGUACUGAACACGACGGCAAGAGAUGUUCAGAAACUCAAAGGGAAACUAGUCCUUGGUGGCAAGUAGAUUUGCUUAAGCCGUACCCUAUUAAAGUUAUAAGAAUUACCACCAGAGGUUGCUGCGGGCAUCAGCCUCUCCAGGAUCUGGAAAUUAGAGUAGGGAAUAGUAGUAACGAUUUACAAAAGAAUCCUCUAUGCGCUUGGUUUCCGGGUACAAUUGAUGAAGGAGUAUCGAAAACCUUCACGUGUGCCCGAGUGCUAACAGGACAACAUGUGUUUCUUCAGCUGGUCGGCGUUGAAGGGUCAUUAUCGCUUUGCGAGGUUGAAAUUUUCACUUCAAAUGAGUUUUCAUUGGAUAGAUGCGUACCAACAAACUCUCCAGAUGAAACCGAGCUGGCCACCUUUGCUCAAACUUGCUACAAAUUCGAAAUAACUAAAGGUGGGUCAUUUGCAGAUGCAAAAACUUAUUGUCAAAAACAAUACGGCGAAUUGAUACAUUCGAUGAGCCCAAUGCAAACAACGUUUCUGCAUUCAGAAUUAGAUAGAAGAAAAUCAAAAUUGAAAACUCAGUUUGUCUGGAUUGGAGCGCAGAAAGACCCUAGCGUAAUUUCAAGAACGUGGAAGUGGGUAAAUGGUGAACUUGUCCAGCGACCUUCUUGGGGUAAAGACCAACCCAAUAAUUACAAUGGCGAACAAAACUGUGUGGUGUUGGAUGGUGGUCGCCAAUGGCUUUGGAAUGACGUUGGAUGUAAUUUAGACUACUGUCACUGGAUCUGCCAACAUGGUCCAUUUUCGUGUGGUAGUCCUGACAAGCUUAUUAAUACUACUAUCACUGGUACAAAUUAUGAUAUAGGAGCAGCUAUUGAAUAUCAAUGUCCAGAAGGACACAUGCUAGUAGGAAGCGGAAAAAGAAAGUGUGGUAAAGAUGGGCUAUGGACAGGUACAACACCAACUUGCAAAUAUGUUGAUUGUGGUCCCCUGCCCGGCCUAACACACGGUUCAGUGGAUAUAAAAAAUCAAAUAACUACAUACGGAGCCAAAGCCAUUUACACCUGCCACGAAAAUUAUACACUCAUUGGACAUGAAGUACGAACUUGUGGUGAUGAAGGAAAAUGGAGCAAUUCUACACCUCAGUGCUUAUUCGAUUGGUGUCCUGAUCCACCAACGAUUCAUGGAGGCCAUGUAAAAGUAUCGGGGCAUAGAGCAGGUGAUACUGCCCUAUAUACAUGUAGCCCUGGAUAUAUUAUUUUUGGGGAAGAGGUACUAUCGUGUCGUUUGGGUGGUGAAUGGUCCGGUAAAGCACCAACUUGCAAAUAUAUAGACUGUGGUUCCCCUGCCAACAUUGAUAACGGCAAGUACGUUUUAAUUAAUGGUACUACUAGCGUCGAAAGCAUAAUAGAGUACUCUUGCAUCGAUGAUUACUGGAUGAGUGGACAAAAGAAACAAAAAUGUACAAGGGAAGGAAAAUGGUCUGCAGAUGCUCCCUCAUGUGAAUUAAUCACAUGUGAGGAACCUGAAGUACCAGCUGGAAGCUACGUAGUAGGUUAUGAUUUUAACGUCCAUUCAGUUAUCGAGUACCAUUGUGAAGUUGGACACAUAUUAAUAGGCGAACCUACUCACCAAUGUAACAGUAAUGGUGAGUGGUCUGGGUCAACACCAACGUGUGAAUGUAAGUAUUGUGAAUAUUCUUUACGUUGA
Molecule: messenger RNA, 2144 nt
Organism: Diabrotica virgifera virgifera (western corn rootworm)
Lineage: Eukaryota; Metazoa; Arthropoda; Insecta; Coleoptera; Chrysomelidae
Gene: fw
Product: sushi, von Willebrand factor type A, EGF and pentraxin domain-containing protein 1
Exons: 10
Coding region: 93-2144 (683 amino acids)
Source: RefSeq, a predicted model, not a curated record